Jaminaea rosea is the source of this 1349-nucleotide messenger RNA. RefSeq lists its product as hypothetical. The record is from RefSeq and is a predicted model, not a curated record. Lineage: Eukaryota; Fungi; Basidiomycota; Exobasidiomycetes; Microstromatales. Bases 127 to 939 code for a protein of 270 amino acids. The transcript has a single exon.
CUCUGUGGGACACUCAGCAUCCAUCCUCGCCAUCUUGCCUUGCCAUUACGACCCAACCAUCACUCAGCACUACUUUGUCACGACGAUCAUCGCCGCUCGACUCAAUAAACGCCUCGCACGAACAUCAUGACCAACCCAAAUCCGACGAAACGUCCCUUCAACCCAACGCUCUCAGCAGCAGAGGCCUUCCCUCCUCCCUCGACCUUUUCCUCCUACUCGACCGGCUCACCCAAUACGACCUUUAGCCGUACCGACUCGCGCUUGUCAUGCCAAAUGGCCAGCCGCCCCUCCUCCGAUGUGCUCGCGGGCUUGCAGAGCGUGGGAAUGCGGGCACGCAUGGCGGUAGAGAGGGGGUAUGAUGGGUCGAAUGGGGGUAGGGCAGGUACACCGCCCAGUGGUGCGGCCGUCCUUCCACCUCGAGCGACGUGGGGCAGGACACAAUCCAUGCCUACGUGGGGAAUGGCACAGCAGCAACAAGGCGCGAGGGAGCUGCAGCCUUUCGGCGAGGGGAAUGCCUGGCCCAGCGCCGUCGAGUAUGCCACUAUCCGCCAUCAGAAUCGCAGCGACGAUCUCAUGGAGGAGGAUGGCGCGAGUGUGGCCGCCUCCUCUUCCUCAUCGCUCAAACGCACCGCGGACGAUGUACUGGGCGAUGCCUUUGGCGAUGAAGAGGGCGACUUUGUCGACGAGGAGCAGGAGAAUGUCGACCUCGCUGCUGGACCGGGAAGCAUGGCUCCCCCUCCAGCGCCGAGGAGGACGAUCGCGCCCACUCCGGCAAGACUGGCACCGCGAGCCAAUCCAUUCGCUCAGGGGGCCAGCACUACGCACACCAUGCCUGCCAAUCUGGCUACGGCGGAAUACCUGCGAGCAGGGGCUGAUGGAGCCAACGAGCCGUGGGCCUCGAUGCGCUUCGACGACUUUGCCAAGAAGGAGGACUUCUAGGCCAGACCAGCUUGCGUAGUGUGCGCAAGAUGGACGAUGGACGACACUGCACUUUGUCCCUUCGCUUCCUUGAUCAAGAGGCCCACCAAGCCGACCGCAGCCAACCAGCAUCGCGGCUGCUCUUUCCAAUCUCGAGCCCUACGCGCCACGGCGCCUACCCACCAGCAUUUUCUCCUCCAACUCCCCAUCAUACCUCCUUGGGAGCCCAGCAAGGGCAGCCUGAACACCGUAGAGAGGCCUGUCCGUGCUCUCUCACACCACACGACCCAUUGGCUUCGCCCUCGUUUCUGACCCUCAAAGCGCAUCGUGCUCUCACCUGCUCCAUCUCGUCUCGCCUCGUCUACAGCAUCAUUUGUGCUCCUCAUCUUCCCAUAUCACGUCGCCAAUAGUAUGCUCAUUUUCAGCUGUGA